This is a messenger RNA of Sinocyclocheilus rhinocerous, 1044 nucleotides long. Its product is annotated as M-phase inducer phosphatase 1-B-like. The record is from RefSeq and is a predicted model, not a curated record. The transcript is spliced from 11 exons. Lineage: Eukaryota; Metazoa; Chordata; Actinopteri; Cypriniformes; Cyprinidae. Gene Ontology annotation, cellular component: nucleus; cytoplasm. Gene Ontology annotation, biological process: positive regulation of G2/MI transition of meiotic cell cycle; protein dephosphorylation; G2/M transition of mitotic cell cycle. The coding region runs from base 1 to 1002 and encodes 333 amino acids. Gene Ontology annotation, molecular function: protein tyrosine phosphatase activity.
AUGAAAAAAACGUUCUCUGCAGUAAGAAGAAGACGAGCAAGAAGCCUGUCUCCUGACUCCUCUUCAAACACGCCCAGGAGUCUGUGGAGGAACUGUUGCGAUUCUCCUACCAAUAAGGAGAACGAGCGCGCAAUUAAGAGACUGCGUGUGCGGCUCUCCAGUAGAUUCUCCGCUGCAGAUGAAGCCGAACCGGGCCGAACAUGGAGACAGCACCGCAGUGACCCAGAAGAGGACACCAGUCUAUCACGAGAGACGAGUGCGGUCGACCCGGUGGCCGCUGCGAGGUUCAGUCAGCUGAGGUCACGGCGGAAAGCCCCGCCCACACACGUCACUCAGGACGCCGUCACUGACCUCGCUCUCAUAGGAGACUUCAGUAAGCAACACCUGCUUCCUGUUGAGAGUGGCGGCCAUCAGGAGCUUCACUGUGUCAGCGCUCACACUGUGGCGUCACUGAUCAGAGGUCAGUUUGGUCCUGCAGUCGAGGAUUUCCUCAUCAUUGACUGCCGUUACCCAUACGAAUACCAAGGAGGACACAUCAAGGGAGCAGUGAAUCUGUACACUGAGUCUCAGAUCCAGCAGGCGGUGCAUCAGGCCUCAGCGGGAGCCCAAGUUUCGCCUCGAAACGCCUCGUCUUGGAGGAUGAGGAUGAAGGGACGUCUGUCUGACUCACUCCCAGAGGAGGAGGGGUCGUCGCCACGGAAACUGAUCAUCUUCCACUGCGAGUUCUCAUCGGAAAGAGGCCCACAUCUGUGUCAGUAUCUGAGGAGGCUGGACAGACAGGCCAAUGUGUAUCCCAGCCUGCACUAUCCGGAGCUCUACCUGCUGCUGGGGGGUUACAAACACUUCCAUGCCUCUUACCCGGAUCUGUGUGAUCCCUGCGGUUACGUGCCCAUGCGCCACCGCGAGUACCGGGAUCAGCUGCACGGAUACCGCAGGAAACGACCAACACGGCAGCAAAGACGACGGCCAACAAUCAGAGUACAUCAGAGAACCACACGCUAAAUACUACACACACACACACACACACACACAUAUAUACAUAUA